AUUUCGUAGUAUGACCGUCCAUUUUAUUCGUUGCUGUGGCGUGACGUGUACCGUCGGUUUCUGUCUCGUCAAAUUCCACAUUUCCACAUAAAAUUCCCCGUUAAUUCGUUUAACGGUAACCGUUUCGUGUAGCUGUCCCAUCGUUCUUUAGUUUGCAAAAAAAAAAUGAAUCGCAGAAUGGGUGGUGGCCCCAGAGGAGGUGGCGGCGGUCGUCCGUCUUAUUCUAAUCAGGGCUAUAACAAUGCUGGUGGCGGAGGAGGUGUAAGCCCCUGGCAAGGGGGCGGCGGCGGCAUGAAUCAAGGCGGAGGAGGACUCCUAUCUCAAUUUUCAAAUCCGCAACUUGCUCUGGCUUUGACCAGUUUACUUCAGCCCCAACAACAACAGCCACCCUCUUUACUCUCAUUAAACACUGGCCCGCAAUAUAACUCGGGCCGCAACGGUUUCAACAGAAUGAACAAUCGGGGACGGGAUAUUAGACGUCAUGAGCCCUAUAAUAAGAGUCGCAUCCAAGACCGCCGUAGAAGGUCUCCUCCAAGGCGCAAGGAUGAUUUUAAGAAAAAGGACUUCAAUAAACCCAAAGAUGCUAAGGCAAAAGAAGAUAAGGACAAUGAAACUGCUGAAGAUGGUGACGAAAAGAAGAGAGACUGGAAGGAUGAGAAGAAUACUGAAGGAAAAGAGGAUGAAGAAAAAGAUGAAAAGAAGGACGGCGCGUAUGUCAACGUGCCGCGCAGCCUGCUCAACUGUUUCAUCUGCACCAAGCAAAUGUGGGACGGCGAAUCUAUGGGUAAACAUAUCCGGGGGCGCGCCCACCACGAAAUGCUCAAGGCCAUGGAGGAGAGCAUCCAGAUUUGCGUGAACAUCCUGAGGGAGAACCUGCGCCUGUGCGAGGAGCGCAAGAACAUCGAAUAUAAUCGCCAGAACCGUCAGAGGAAGUUCCCGAGGCGCGAUCCCCCCGUCAACCAUUGCUCUAUGUGCGACUUGAAGUUUAUGGGUAAAAUCGCGGGACAUCGCAAGACCGAGGGUCAUCAACGUUUGAAGAGAUAUUUGCACCCGAGUUGCCGCGCAUGCGCCAAAGAGUUCCCGUCCAGGAUCGAAUGGAUCGAGCACUGCUUCACCCCAGAACAUUUGAGAACCAUCGCGGAGAAAACCGAGAAAAGGCUCGGGGGAGCAGAUGGCGACGAAGUUGUCGAGGAAGCGGAAGAAGAGGAAAACGCCGAUAUCAACUUGGAGGAAUGUCUCGAGGACGCGAAUCGCAUGGAAGACGAGGAUCCGAUCCUCGAAUUGGACCAGAGUCUCGAGAAUAUUUCGUCGCGUAUGCCCGCAUGGAAACCGGCCCGGCCGAUCGCCACUAAGAGCAUCACCGAGUUCACCGGGUUCCAGUGCAAACUGUGCCAUCGCAGUUUCUUGAAGAAACAGGACGCGGACAACCAUUUGAAGACCAAAAGGCACUUUUCGCGCUUCAUCGAGGUGAUCAAGGAGAAGUACGCGCGGGAGGAGCGAAGGAAGAAGGCGGAGAAGGAGAAGGCGGAAAAAGACGAGAAGACCGAGAAGGAGGGCGAGGUUAAAGAGGAAGGUGCUGAAGGUCAAGAAGACGGUGACGCAGAAAUGUACGAUCCGAGCGAAGUGCACGAGGAAGAGGAGCAGGAAAACGGCGAAGCCGAAGAAGAUGAAGCGGCCGCCGAAGAGGAGGAGCAGCAGCAGCAGGAUGCUGAACAAAACGAGGAGGCGGCAGCACCCGUCGAAGAAAAAAUGGAAACCGCCGAGGAGCCGGAACCUGAGCCCGAGCCGGAGCCAGAACCCGAACCAGAGGUAAAACCAAAGAAAAUUAGAUUGUAAGGUGUAGUAGGUGAAAAAGGAGCCUCCGCCGACUCCGUCAAGGACCACCCGUAAAAGCGCUGCACCGGCCUCUGUGAGAGGCAAACGAGGUGGCAAAAAAUAAACGACGCCGCGUUUUCAAGAAUCAAUUAUAUUCAUUCAUCUUUGUAAUGAUUAUUCCGUAUCUUUAUUUGAUUAUUUAUGUAAGUUUCUAGUUUUUCGACAUUGUGCAUUUUAUGAUUUUUUUCUCUAAUAGCGUAAAAUAAGUUAAUAUUUUUAUUAGAUUGGCAAAAGUAGAUGACGAGAACCAAUGAAUUUUGGUUAUUUUCGUUUUGUAGUUAGUCUUUUAUCGAUUUAAGUUGGUAUUUGUCUUGAAAUGUUUGUCUGCUGUGUAAGUUCAAUGUAAUAAAAUUCUUAAUGCACA
Anthonomus grandis grandis is the source of this 2239-nucleotide messenger RNA. Its product is annotated as zinc finger protein on ecdysone puffs-like. The record is from RefSeq and is a predicted model, not a curated record. Gene Ontology annotation, cellular component: nucleus. NCBI's taxonomy places the organism in Eukaryota, Metazoa, Arthropoda, Insecta, Coleoptera, Curculionidae. The transcript is spliced from 9 exons. Bases 166 to 1836 code for a protein of 556 amino acids.